AUGACAAUGAAGAUGAUGGCUGUUUUCGUAAUCGUUGCAGUGGCUUUCUCAGCCGUAGGACAAGUGGCGGCAGCCACCGUGGAAGCUCCGGCUCCAAGUCCAACUUCUGAUGCUGCCAUGUUCGUACCAGCAUUGUUUGCAUCUAUCAAUAAGAUAGAAGGGAUACUUGGUAACUGUCCAAGAGUUUGUGGGAAUCAAUUAUGCGAUGAGCUGUAUUUGGAAGGAUGUGUGGGGGGCGCUAGGAUACCGACACUCACCAUCAUCACAUCAUCAUCAUCAUGGUGUUACGGUGCGGGGCCUUAA
Molecule: messenger RNA, 303 nt
Organism: Eruca vesicaria subsp. sativa (arugula)
Lineage: Eukaryota; Viridiplantae; Streptophyta; Magnoliopsida; Brassicales; Brassicaceae
Source: the annotation of a GenBank genome assembly